CCCGAAGAGGACAGGAACAGAGUGAAGGUGGUCAGUUUGUUUCCAGCCAUCCUAUUGACAAGGCACAAAGAUUCUUCAUAGUACGUCCCCCCCAUCCAACAGGUCAGGAUGGCACGGGACAUGUCAGAUAAGGAUGUCCUCAAGAUGGAGUUGGACCAGCUGAAGAAGGAGCUGAAGACCCAGAGAGAACCGGUCUCAACCACGGCCAAAGAGAUCGUUGAAUGGGUGGACAGCCAGUCUGCUGAUGACCCCCUGAUCAAAGGUGUCUCAGAGGAGGCAAACCCCUACAAGCCGGAGAAGGGCGGCUGCAUAAUAACUUAGCCCGGGGGAGAGGGGUAACCCUGUGCAAAUAGAUGGGGACAUUUUGACCAAGCUAUGAAGAGAGAAUAACAGCUAAGCAGCUAUGAGUAAGCUUUGGGUUAGAUUGCUUUUUUUGUUUGUUUGGUUUUUUCGUCCGCGUAGAAACCGAAACUCAUUAAUAAAUAGCUCUGAAUAAGAUUUAGGUGAAGAUCCAGAUUGUUCCCAGGACAUCCUGGGAGUCAAAGAUCAAUGGACUCGAGAGUGGGAAGAGAAACAGUUUUUGUCUUGUUCCGACUUGUCCUGCGUAAAUACUACAGUGUGCGGUCUGUCCCCGCCGCUACCUUGCCCUCUUCAUCAAAAGGAGCUCCGCGCCCCUGGAUCCCUGCCCUCUCCAGUGAAGCUCGCUCCAACCGACAGCUUCAGAGCAUCCCAGCAGGGAGCAGGGCCUUGU
Molecule: messenger RNA, 751 nt
Organism: Anguilla anguilla (European eel)
Lineage: Eukaryota; Metazoa; Chordata; Actinopteri; Anguilliformes; Anguillidae
Gene: gngt2b
Product: guanine nucleotide binding protein (G protein), gamma transducing activity polypeptide 2b
Exons: 3
Coding region: 109-321 (70 amino acids)
Biological process (GO): G protein-coupled receptor signaling pathway
Cellular component (GO): heterotrimeric G-protein complex
Molecular function (GO): G-protein beta-subunit binding
Source: RefSeq, a predicted model, not a curated record